AUGUCAAUAGUUACUAUUCUUAAUCAAAACAAACUGACUGGAUCCAACUAUGUUGACUGGAAAAGAAAUUUAGACAUUGUUCUUACUGCUGAGGAGCACAAAUACGUGCUUAAUGAACUAUGUCCAAACUUUCCCGCAUUAGAUGCACCUUCUGAGGAGAAGCAACGAUUUGAUUGUUGGAAGAAAUCUAAUGAGAUGGCUAAGUGUUAUAUCUUAGCAUCUAUUUCAAAUGUUCUACAACAUCAAAUGCAAGAUGUGGAACUAGCUUCAAACAUAAUGUUUAGUUUGAAGGAGAUGUUUGGUGAGCAAGUCCGUUCUACUAAGCAAGACACUAUGAGGCUUCUUUUGAAUACCAAAAUGGCUUAA
Molecule: messenger RNA, 366 nt
Organism: Quercus robur (English oak)
Lineage: Eukaryota; Viridiplantae; Streptophyta; Magnoliopsida; Fagales; Fagaceae
Exons: 1
Coding region: 1-366 (121 amino acids)
Source: RefSeq, a predicted model, not a curated record